Pimephales promelas (fathead minnow) is the source of this 7987-nucleotide messenger RNA. RefSeq names its product PATJ crumbs cell polarity complex component (gene patj). Gene Ontology annotation, molecular function: protein binding. NCBI's taxonomy places the organism in Eukaryota, Metazoa, Chordata, Actinopteri, Cypriniformes, Leuciscidae. The record is from RefSeq and is a predicted model, not a curated record.
UCCAGUGUAACGCCAUGUUGAACGAUCACGUGACUGCUGGAGCUCUUAAAGGAACAGUGCACAAGAUUCGCCGCGGACAUAGCACGUGAGGCUCGCGCAGGUGUAAACACACACACACGUACAGACAAAACAGCCAUAAAAAACACUUGAAAUGCGGGAUUGUGUUUUAUGAGAGAGCCAAAGUCGACAGAGAUUUAGGUGAACCUCAAGAGCAAGUGUAUAUGGACAUUGUUGAUCAAUCUGCACUGAAUUAUCGAGAGAACGACAAUGUAUGAGAACUUACCGACAGUGUCUGCUUCCGAGCGGCAGCAGGUGCUCCAGGCCUUAGAAAGGCUGCAGUCCAAGCUGGUGCAGAGAGAAGAGUGGACCCACAGCGACAGGCUCGGUACGCUGAAGGAAGCCCUGCAGAGCCCUCUGUUCGGCCACAUCCUCACCCUGCAACACUCAGUCAAACAGCUGAAAGACCAGUUAAACAGCUUGCCUCCGGGCACAUGCAGUGAGUUCAGUUUCUCCAGAAAGGGGCAGCUGAUCGUCAGCGCCAGCCGUCCAUCCAGUAGCCUGGGAUCCGUGGUGUCCAAUGGAACAGCUUCAACGAACGCAUCUUCUGAGCAGCUUCAGAGAUGGAUGCAUGCAGCAGCAAAGCAGGGCCGGAGGACGGAGCUCAUAAGCCUGCAGAAGCCGUUAUCUGGAGGUCUGGGUUUCAGUGUGGUGGGCCUGAGACCAGAGGGGGUGGGCGGCCAUGGUGUGUUCGUCAGACAGGUGCAACCAGGGAGUGUCGCAGACAGGGAUGGAAGAUUGCAGGAGAAUGAUCAGAUUCUUGCGAUUAAUGGGAUUCCUCUGGAUCAGAGCGUGACGCAGCAGCAGGCCAUCGCUCUCCUCCAGCAACAGAGAGACCGAGUGGAGCUGGUGGUGGCCAGAGACGCUGCGGCCAAACCCCUUCUCUCCACAUCUGGACCCGUUCAGACGGAUCAAUGGGGACACGUGGAGGAGAUCGAGCUGGUGAACGAUGGAACCGGCCUGGGAUUUGGUAUUGUUGGAGCCAAGGGUACUGGAAUGGUGGUCAGGACAGUGGUACCAGGCAGUGUGGCCCAUAAGGACGGGAGGCUGAGAACAGGUGACUACAUCCUGCGGAUCGGUGAGACGCACACCCGGGGUCUGGCCAGUGAGCAGGUGGUGCAGGUGUUGCAGUCCUGCGGUAGCCGUGUGCGGAUGCUGAUCGCACGAGACCCACUGGAGGAAGCCCAGCCUCCACCUCCACCUGCCCCUGCCACAGCUCCCAUCACCGCCCUGCCACCUCCACCUCCCGUGCCAGCUCGCAGGGGCAGCAAAACGCCGAAUUUGGAGGGCUACGAAAUCCACGAAGUUGCGUUAAAAAAGAAGGAGGGCCAGAGCCUUGGGAUCUCUAUAAUUGGAUACAACGCUUUGACCACUGAGGAUGCGGUGGGGGUCUUCGUGAAGAACGUGGUUCCAGGCAGCGCCGCUGAGCAGAGCGGGAAAAUCCAUGUCCACGACAGGAUAAUAGCAUUGGAUGGCGUGAACCUUCAGGGAUUCACCAACCAGGAAGUCCUGGAAGUAAUGAAGCGGACAGGCGAUAUCGUACACCUCACCCUCAUUAGGAAGAUCAUCUCACCCAAGAGAACGAGCGUAGAGAAAUCGCUAGAUAAAGUCCAGAGAGAGUCGUCGCGUGUGUCUCUGAAGAGAUCGUCUGAGAUCAAGGCGCGUGCGGAUCAGAGGGGCUCUGUGGUGGAGUCGAUGGACCCUGCUCUGAGUGGGUUCAAACAACAGCUGCAGGAGAAAAUGCAAGAGCUGGCCCCGCUGACGGAGAUGGAGCUUCGUGCUAAAUGGGAGCAGGCGCUUGGUCCGCAUUACGAUGUUAUGGUUGUACAGCUUGACCCUGUCAUAGAAGAUGAUAUUGAGCUACAGAAGUACUCCAAGCUUCUACCAAUACACACAAUGCGCUUGGGCGUGGAACUAGACUCUUUUGAUGGACACCACUACAUUUCUACAGUGGCUCCUGAGGGCCCUGUGGCAAAACACGGGCUACUUCGACCAGAGGAUGAACUUCUGGAGGUGAAUGGCGUGCAGUUGUAUGGGAAGUCUAGGCGAGAGGCUGUUGCGUUCCUCAGAGAAGUUCCUCCUCCCUUUACUUUGGUCUGUUGCAGGCGUCUCGCUGAAGAGGGCAGCGAAUACCAACCUGAAUCUGAAGAGUGGCACUCAUCCAGCCCCUCAGCCAGCCUACAGGAGCAGAUUGAGGAGAACCUCUCCAUGUUUGCCAAAGAUACAAGUCUACGCAACAGCAUAAGGGAAGAGUUACAGGACCGUCAGGCAUUUGCAAUGGAGCAAGAGGUUGACGAUGAAGGAGAGCCUCCUGAGUCAAGCGGCCCUGAGAGAGAGCAGAUGGAUGAGGAGAAGGAUGAUGAAGAAAAAGAAGAAGAGGAGGAGGAUGAAGGGGAAAUGGCUCUUUGGUCUCCGAAUGUGCAGGUGCUAGAACUAGAGAAAGGAGAGCGAGGUCUUGGCUUCAGCAUACUAGACUAUCAGGACCCUCUGGAUGUUACACGCUCUGUGAUCGUCAUACGCUCUGUGGUUCCCGGAGGGGUAGCUGACAAUCACGGUGGGCUUUACCCGGGUGACCAGCUGGUUUUCGUCAAUGACGACUAUCUAGACACAUGCUCUCUGGCCCAGGCUGUAGAGGUUCUCAAAUCUGCUCCACCUGGGAUAGUCUACCUUGGAAUCAGGAAACCCCUGGCGACAGAGGACAGAGGUAGUGGGCAGCAGUCCUUUUGGCCUGUAGAGGGUGCCGAUGAGCAACCAGUUGCACAGCAGGUCGUCAGCCACACUCUCCCAUCUAUGCCAGAGGACUUAAAUGAAUUAUCUGACGACCUGGACGAGGAGCCGGAGCUAAUCCUUGACGCCGAGCCCCGCUAUGCCUCUCCCCUCACCACUGUUGACCUCCUGCCCGGCCUGGAGCGAGAGAUGGCUGUGGAUGAAGAUGUUGAAGAGCAGGAGAUGGACACCAUGAAGGAUCAAGGGAGCUCUAGUCUGCCUUCAUACCUCAGCGAGAAGACUCGUUCCUGGGAAAAACCAGCGACAUCCAGCAUCUACCAGUUCAAUGCUCAAGCUGAUUCUCAAGAACAGUUCCCUGAGGUGAACGAUGAUCUUUGCAAAAGCUUUGAGAAGAUUCAGCUCUCACAAAUUCCCCUCAGCCAGCCUGCAUCAUGGUUGGAGGCAGCGGACAGCGAGGCAGACUCUGACUCCAGAAACGAAGGCUCAGAACUUACCUUGACCGACACUGACACUGAAUCUGCGCAGCUGACUUCCUCUCGCAGCAGGAAGAGAAGAAACCAGGGCGCUGCCGGUCCAAACAGAGGAGGCCACAGUGAUUUGCCAGAAAGAGAGGAGGGAGAAGGUGAGGAGACGCCUGCGUUCAGUCACUGGGGUCCCCCACGCAGAGUGGAGGUGUGGCUGGAGACGCAGGAGUCUCUGGGUAUCAGCAUAGUGGGCGGACGCACCGUUAUAAAGAGGCUGAAGAACGGAGAGGAGCUGAAGGGCAUUUUCAUCAAACAGGUGCUGCCAGAAAGCCCAGCUGGACGCACGGGUGCCCUUAAAACAGGAGACAAGAUCUUACAGGUUUCUGGAGUGGAUUUGCAGAACGCCAGCCAUGAGGAGGCAGUACAGGCUAUCAAAGCGGCGUCCACUCCCGUAGUCUUCGUCGUGCAGAGCCUGUGCUCCACUCCACGGCCUGCUUCAGUGACGGCCCCCAGCAUUAGACAGCAUAAGGCAAAGAGGAAAGCCGCCCAGCAGAAAGCAGGACAGAGCGCCGUCCCUCCGCCCAUGCGCCUCCCCCCGCCCUACAGACCCCCCAGCCUAGUGCAAGAGGAGGAGCAGGAGGAGGAGGAAGAAGAAGAGAGGGAGGAUGAAGAGCAGGCUAAAGAGGUGAUCAGGCAGAGGUAUGCGGACCUGCCAGGAGAGCUGCUGAUCGUGGAUCUGGAGAAAGACCGGAACGGCUUGGGCCUCAGCCUGGCCGGGAACAGAGAUCGUUCCUGUAUGAGCAUCUUUGUGGUGGGGAUCAGCACUGGAGGGCCGGCCAGCCACGACGGACGCAUCAAAGUGGGCGACGAGCUGUUAGAGAUAAACAGCCAGGUGUUGUACGGCAGGAGCCACCAGAACGCAUCAGCCAUAAUAAAAAGCGCCGCGUCAAAGGUGAAACUCGUCCUGGUCAGGAAUGAAGACGCUCUCAAUCAAAUGGCUGUCGCUCCUUUUCCUUCCCAGUCUUCCUCAUUCUUCUCCAGUGAGACAAAUCAAAAUACACCAGCGGUUCCAGUUGUAACAGAGAAGCCACAGUUACCCGAAAGCCUCCCUCUGAGUCUGAGCAUAAACCCACCUGAACCGCUGAUAAUCAAGGAUGAACCUAGCGUGGCACCGACUGUGAGCCUCACGCAGAGAGAUGAGACGCACAAUAGUCUCGGUGAUAGAGAGUCAUCCUUAAAGAAGCUGAAAUCCCCAGAGAAAAUAUUGGAGUCUUCAAGUGAACAGCCGCCCAAGCCUCAUGUAGAGCAGAUCACCAGUCUUCCAAAAAUCCAGAGGAAUUCCACCAAGCCCACAGCAGGUUCUCUGGAGGUCACGUCCUUGGCAUUAUCCGUGCCAGUCUCCGGAACCAGCCCUGACUUUGAGGACUGCAGCAAAGACCCUGCCACGUGUCCCAUAGUUCCAGGACAAGAGACGGUUAUUGAGAUUUCUAAAGGCCGGUCUGGACUGGGUCUUAGUAUAGUCGGCGGCAAAGAUACACAGCUGGAUGCUAUAGUGAUUCAUGAAGUGUAUGAGGAGGGGGCAGCAGCGAGGGACGGUCGACUCUGGGCCGGAGAUCAGAUUCUCGAGGUAAAUGGAGUGGACCUGCGCAGCGUCGCUCACGAAGAUGCAAUCACUGCUCUACGGCAAACACCGUCGAAAGUGCGGUUGACUGUCCUGCGUGACGAGGCGCAAUACAGGGACGAGGAGAACCUCGACUUGUUCCAGGUUGAACUCCAGAAGAGAACUGGCCGAGGCCUGGGCCUGAGCAUCGUCGGGAAGAGAAAUGGUAAGGGUGUGUUCAUCUCAGAUGUGGUGAAGGGUGGAGCGGCUGAUCUGGACGGCAGACUGAUGCAGGGUGAUCAGAUCCUGUCUGUGGAUGGAGAGGACAUGAGACAGGCCUCACAAGAGACCGUCGCCGCCAUUCUCAAGUGCGCCAGGGGCAAGGUGCUGUUGGAACUGGGCCGACUGAAGGCUGCCUCCUGGAUCUCUUCCAGACGCACGUCCCAGGGAAGUCAGAUGAGCCACGUGAGCGGCAACACCAGCACCCCAACCCCCACGCCCCCUGUCGUGGCCCCUGUCCCUUCUCAAACCCUCAACAACAACAGCCAAAAUAUCAGCGAGCCCAACAAUAAAAGCACAGGGAUCGAGCCAGGCGUUCGGACAGUGGAGAUCACACGGGGUCCCACCGACGCUUUGGGUGUCAGUAUAGCGGGCGGUAAGGGAAGUCCGCUGGGUGACAUCCCCAUCUUCAUCGCCAUGAUCCAGGCCAAUGGCGUGGCUGCCAAGACGCAUCGCCUCAAAGUAGGUGACAGGAUUGUGAGCAUCAAUUCUCAGUCUCUGGAUGGCUUCACUCACGGAGACGUCGUAAAUAUACUGAAGAAUGCUUACGGCACUAUCGUCCUCCAGGUGGUGGCUGACACCAACAUCAGUGCCAUAGCCAGUCAGGUGGAGAGUCUGUCCAGUAGCUCCACCCCCAGUACCAACCCAGAAGUCCGGCCGGUGGAACCAGAGACGCCCAAGCCAAAGACCAUCACUCUGGAGAAGGGCUCAGAGGGGCUGGGCUUCAGUAUCGUUGGUGGCUUUGGGAGUCCACAUGGAGAUCUUCCCAUCUACGUUAAAACAGUCUUCAGCAAGGGGGCAGCGGCAGUGGACGGGCGUCUGAAGCGUGGAGACCAGCUGCUGUCGGUCAACGGAGAGAGUCUAGAGGGCGUCACGCACGAGCAGGCCGUGGCCAUACUGAAGAAGCAGCGGGGAAGCGUCACGCUCUCUGUGCUCUCCUAACAAACACUACAUCUACUGAGAAACACACAUUCCUUUCACACAUCUUAAAGAGACUCUGUCAGCAACGGCCACUUUACUUCCUGAUGGAGACUGUUUGCACUCGAUCGUUUAAACUGCGCCUGCUACUGUUUGUGCACCUGCUAUCGAAAUCGAUCAGAAAAAUACUCACAAAGGGAAUUUAUUGUAUCGUCUUUGACCUGUAGCCUCGGAUGUGAGCGGUGAAUUAUUAUUUUGAUGAAAUGAGUGCUGGUAACUCAAGACCAGGAGGGAAAAUGACAGUAGGAGACACACUAACACACACUUUAUUAGUGAUAUUAUUUCAAUGCACAUAUGACAACUUUUAGUGUGGUUGUCCUGAUUUAAAACAAACAUACUCGACAAACCCGCCUUAUUUUCAAGAAAUCCGAUUUUUCCAUUAAAUGUAGCGUGUAGAUGAAUGAGUGUUAAUAAGGGACGAUAGAUCAGACUGUGUUGGGAUGUUUUGUUUAGCUUGUGUUAGUAUCAUUUCAAUCAAAUUCGUUACAUUGCAGAGUUGUUUUGUGAGGAUUUCAAAAACUGGUAUGACUGACUUCUGUGCAGCUUAAAAUGAGAGAUUUUGCAGAAUGUUCACGCUGCUCUUUGCAUGUAAUGAAAGUGGAUGGGGACUGGAAGUUUUGAGCUUCAGAAAUGACAAAAAAUAACUUUAAAGUAUCUCAAAAGUUGUUCAUAUGACUCGUGCGCUACAGUUCAACUCUUUGGAUGUCGUACGACUGACAUUUAAAAUCUUCCGAAUUUCAGACAGUUCUGCACACAUAGCUAUUAUUGUAAGUUAAAAGUUGUUUUUCCACUUACAAUCUUUCCUGAAAUUAAAAUUUCAAACAGUUUUUCACACAAAACUGUCCUUUUUGGGCCGUGACUGUCCCAGUCCCCAUUCACUUCCAUUGUAUGGGAAAAAGCAGCUUUAUCAUUCUUCAAAAUAUCUCCUUUUAGGUUCCACAGAAGAAAUUAAGCCAUACGGGUUUGGAAUGACACAAAUAAUGACCAUUUUUAAUUUUUUGGGAGAGCUAGUCCACUGUAUCAUGUUGCUGUAUCAUCGAGAUUUCAAAAAUGACAGAAAUCCUUAUGAAUAACAUAGUUUUUUAUUACGUUUUUGUAAUUCCAUUUGUAAUUCAAUUGCACACCUUUGUCAUUUCAUUGUAAAUAUGUAAUUUAUUUCCUUUUUAGGGUGUUUUUGCAUCACUUUUGUCUUCAUGAAGAUGUCUUCAUAUCCUAGUUUGACACUGUGUGUGUCUGUGUGUCACAAUAAGAGGAUAUCCUGUGUCAGUCUCUGUCCUAGAGGAAGUGUAGCAGGCUCUUGAGGGACUAUCAGACCUCUCCAGGUUGUAAGCCUCGUCCAGACCGUCUCCUCUACUAGGAUUUCGUAAGCACAUCCUCAUACUAUGCCUCUUGAAUUCUCGUGCCAUGUGGACAGUGUGUUCUGAACUGUCCAGCGCUGCGUCCCUUUAAAAAGAUUGCCUGUCUUUAUCCCCUUUAUCCUUCAAGAAAAUGCAACACCCCAGUCUGCUACCUUCCACUAGAUCUUUACAUUUGGGCUUAAAUCACAUGGAUUCUUCGACUCAGCGGUCGAGGUUAACGCUGUAGUAACGCCGUUAUAUCGGCCAUUUUUCUGUCAGUGUAAUGUUUUUAACCAGUUAAAAGGUCCAAAGAAACCUUUUAGUUAAAUUCAUACGUUAGAUACAGAUCUAAGCCUGAUUUAUUAACAUUUACAAAAGUGGUCAUUAUGGUCUGUGGCUUUGUUUUGGAUGAGUAGAAUUUAUCUAAAGUGGCAGAAAAUAAAGUUAUUUCAAUUUUAAGCAUCUUUCGACUUCUAAAUUCGGAUGUCUGUGGGAAAAAAAUAUAAAGAGAAAUAUAUGCCUGUUUCAAAUAUUUACCUGCAAAA